This is a messenger RNA of Phlebotomus papatasi, 364 nucleotides long. RefSeq lists its product as uncharacterized. The record is from RefSeq and is a predicted model, not a curated record. The transcript has 2 exons. Lineage: Eukaryota; Metazoa; Arthropoda; Insecta; Diptera; Psychodidae. Bases 77 to 364 code for a protein of 95 amino acids.
CAAUAAAACACACACGAAAAGGCAGAUCAGUGAUAUUAUUGAAUCUCUUCAGUAGAUUUUUGAUAAGGACUGUAAUAUGUCCAGUGAGGACAAGUCAAGUGGCAGCACAUCACCGACUUCAUCGAAAGAUUACGUGUCUCAAUUGAUCAACCCCUACAGCUCCUCAGAUACUCAGGAUUUGGAUUCAUCGCGCCGACAGGCGUAUGCUCGCGUAAAGUUCCUGCUGUACGUGGAAAUAGGAGAGGAUAGCCUUCAGCUGGAGAAUCACAUGAAGAGACUCCAGAAUUUGAGGAAGGAGCUAUCUUACAUCAAAAAGACAGAGUGGCAGUAUGAUCCGAUAGACAAACUCAUAGGGCAGGCUUAA